Molecule: messenger RNA, 1287 nt
Organism: Penicillium pulvis
Lineage: Eukaryota; Fungi; Ascomycota; Eurotiomycetes; Eurotiales; Aspergillaceae
Exons: 1
Coding region: 1-1287 (428 amino acids)
Biological process (GO): magnesium ion homeostasis
Cellular component (GO): intracellular membrane-bounded organelle
Source: RefSeq, a predicted model, not a curated record
AUGGAAGAUCCAAGUUUAUGGCUACAUGUGUGCAUUUCAGCUGUGCUCGUGCUCCUGUGCGGGGCCUUUUCAGGCUUGACGAUCGCCUUGAUGACUCAAGAUGAUAUUUAUCUCCGUGUUAUUGAACUUUCCGCCGAACCCGCCGAUCAACACAACGCCAAAAAGGUCAUUGCGCUUCUGAAACGAGGAAAGCAUUGGAUUCUUGUGGCCCUACUUCUCGGCAACGCUAUAACCAGUGAGGCUCUACCUGUUGUGCUAGACCAAUUCCUCGAUGGCGGGCUAGCAGUACUGGCAAGUACUGCCCUCGUCGUGAUCUUCAGCGACGUCAUUCCACAAUCCGUUUGCGCCCGUCACUCACUCACAGUCGGUGCGUAUAUGGUGCCUUAUGUCUCCAUAUUCAUGAAUGUUGUUGCCCCGAUUGCGUGGCCCAUUGCCAAGUUGCUCGAUGCCCUCGUCGGAGAUCACGAUGCCACCGGGUUUACGAGGCCUGGGCUCAAGGCUUUGUUCUCCCUUCACACAGUAUUGGGAAACCCCGAAGAACGCCUUAAUUCCGACGAAGUGAAGAUUAUUCAUGGUGCUCUGGGGAUAAUCGACAAAUCUGCCACACGCAUCAUGACACCCAUCGAAGACGUCUACUCUCUAUCAGCCGAUACAGUCUUGGACGAAUACACAAUUGACCGGAUCAGGAUUCAAGGAUAUUCCCGGAUUCUUGUGCAUGCCCCCAACAACCGCUUGGAUAUUCUCGGCGUAUUUGUGACAAGGAAACUGGUCAGAUACAACCCCAAGUUAUGCAAACGGGUGUGCGAUUUUGACUGGUCUCCAAUUCCGACCAUACAUUCAAGGACGAACUGUUUGAAUGUUUUGAAGAUCUUUCAAGAAGGUACUCACCACAUGGUUCUGGUCAGUCAGAAGGAGAGGAACCUGGUUCUUGGAAUUAUCACGCGAGAGGACAUUCUUGAAGAGUUGAUAGGAGAAGACAUCCUGGACGAGUUUGACUGCAUGCACGACAGAGCAACUCUAUUAGCGCGUCAACUGAAUCCCCUUCCCACGCCCCCUACACCCACUGAGAAGAUCAUUGAAAAGCCUUCGAUUAUCGCAAUCUCCGCACCAGAGAGCGAAGUGAUCAAUGCCUGGGUUAGAGAAACCUCUUUCUCUCAACAAUAUGGCUCUGUGGAUUACUUCAACUCUGCAGCUCAGUGGAAGUAUAUCCAAAAUUACCUUGCACAAACAAGAAAACGACAGCAAAGCGAGAAUGCUGGAAGGAGGACAUACGGAACACUCUCAUGA